AUGCCCGCUGCGCCAGCCGCUGCCGCCGCGGCUGUCCACCAGCCAAAGAUUGUCCAGACUGCAUUCAUCCACAAGCUGUACAGCAUGCUUGAAGAUCCCAGCAUCCAGCACCUGAUAUCGUGGUCAGCGAGCGCCGAGAGCUUCGUUAUGUCUCCUUCGGCAGACUUUUCCAAGGUUCUCGCGCAAUACUUCAAACAUACCAACAUAUCCUCUUUCGUUCGGCAGCUCAACAUGUACGGAUUUCACAAAGUAAGCGAUGUUUUUCACACUACCAACCCGGAGACUGCUCUGUGGGAAUUCAAGCACGGAAAUGGCAACUUCAAAAGGGGCGAUCUCGUCGGGCUGCGGGAGAUUAAGCGCAGAGCUUCUCGGCAUGCUUUAGUCCACCGAGAAUAUCCCAACUCCAAGCCGAGCCCGUCGCAGCCAGGGACCCCGGCGGAGCCGAUGCCUCCUCCCAACGACGGCUCAGAUCCUCGAAUGGGUGGCAUUGAACACACGCUUUACGAUAUGAGCAUGCGCUUGCAGAGAAGCGAAGAGAACGCACAUUACAUGCACGUGAAACAACAGGCUGUGAUGGAGACAAUGUCGCGUCUCCUUCAAUUCAACCAAGAGCUAUCGCGGACUAUUUUGAACCUGGUUCCUAGCCCAGAUAAUCCAGUUCACAGAGAUGUUCUUAACCUGCAGGCGGAAAUGGCCCGCCAGGCGGAUAUGCUUCGGACAAUUGACGACCCUCAAGAGUCCCCUUUCGCCAAUAGCCGAGCUUAUUUUUCCAACGUCGAAAAUGCCCCUGUUUCGCCCCGACAAGUACCCCAAGACGACCCAAGACGAGCCAAUCUUGCAGUUCCUCAGCCAAGAGGGCAGAAUUUCUACCGGCCUCCCGUACCUUCAAACUUAUCCAUUAGCACGCGACGACCGUACGGGUCAAUCGGCGGAAGCUCCGCGCCCCAGGCCUCAUCCCCCUUGAGGGGAGCGCCACCUCCACCUCCGCCGGGACCUCAUCCCUUGGCUCAGGUUGAGCCGCCUCCUGGAAGCCUUGCCAGACGCCACACGUCUGCCGAUAUUCGCGCCCAUGGUUGGCAGCCAGCCGCCCCGCCGUUCGCUUCCGGUCCUCCCUCCGGGCCCCCUUCAGGACCGUGGCCAUCGUCGCCCAGUCGGCUCGCACCAGAGGACCAACGUCUCAGGGAGUCGUUGUCUACUUACUCACUACAAGGUGCUACUCAGUCACGCCCUCUUUCCCGGCCCGCAACUCCUCCUGCGCCAUUCUCCAACGGCGGCGGAGAAGUUUUUGGAGCCUGGUCGUGGAACUCGGCCAAUAGAGACAAUAAGAACCUGUCCGUCAGGGACAGCUCAGGACCCCCUACUCGGCGCGGCAGCAUGGCCCACAUCCUCAACCCGACGGACACAGCCGAGAGGGAUGACGAGGACGAGGAUCCGCGCGGUGACGAUGACCGCAAGCGCAAGCGAAUGCAGUGA
Molecule: messenger RNA, 1473 nt
Organism: Colletotrichum siamense
Lineage: Eukaryota; Fungi; Ascomycota; Sordariomycetes; Glomerellales; Glomerellaceae
Gene: SFL1
Product: Transcription factor SFL1
Exons: 5
Coding region: 1-1473 (490 amino acids)
Biological process (GO): regulation of DNA-templated transcription
Molecular function (GO): DNA-binding transcription factor activity; sequence-specific DNA binding
Source: RefSeq, a predicted model, not a curated record